GUAUCUGUGUCCCCUUGCUGUUGUCUAAGCAGUAUUGAGCAUUCUCAUUCCAAGGCUAUUCUUGAUAUCCAAUGGGUACCUGACCACUUUGAGGUUAAUCGACUUGGCUAUGCAAUAGAGAACCAGACACAGAAAUGCGUUCAAUUAAUGACUUGUGCUAUUGAUCAUGAGAUUCUCUUCUGGGAUAGUCGGCUUGAAAAGACGCCACUCGCAAUUGAUAAAACGCGUGAUAUGCUUACCUUGCCUCACGGAGUACCAGCAACUUUUUCAGGACUUGACAUGAAGUGGAAGCCCUUUCUUCGGGCACAUAUAUUCAACGACUCAGGAGGUGAUCAUUCUCCAACCAGAUUUUGCAUCAAGGUGAGGGACUUGCUAUAA
Molecule: messenger RNA, 378 nt
Organism: Protopolystoma xenopodis
Lineage: Eukaryota; Metazoa; Platyhelminthes; Monogenea; Polystomatidea; Polystomatidae
Source: the annotation of a GenBank genome assembly